AUGUCGCACACAAAGUCGGGCUCAACGUCCCCAGAUCUCGAAGACGAGAAAAUCCCCGACCCCGUUCACCAGGAGGAUGUUCCUGCCAUUGUCACUAUCGAAAAUUUUCGGGUUCUGGGACUGAGUCCGCAGGAUGAAGAGUUCUACCUCAAUUAUUCACCUGAGAAGCGGAAGAGAACCAUGCGCAAGGUUGAUGUUCGUCUCAUCCCCAUGCUGGCAACACUUUAUCUGGUGGCCCACCUUGACCGGUCAAAUAUUGGCAAUGCGAAGAUUGAAGGGUUGACGGAGGAUCUGAACAUGAAUGGGCUGCAGUGGAAUCUAGCAUUGAGCAUUUUCUUCAUUCCAUAUGUUCUGUUCGAGGUGCCUAGCAAUAUUGUUCUCAAAAAGUUCAAGAGGCCUUCGGUAUAUCUGGGUAUCUUGAUUGUGUCGUGGGGAAUUAUCAUGACUCUUACCGGCGUCGUGAAGGACUUUGCGGGAUUGGUUGUCACCCGCGUGUUCCUCGGAUUCUUCGAGGCUGGGUUCUUCCCCGGCGCGGUGUACCUAUGCACCCAGUGGUACAUGCCAAAAGAUCUAUCCACUCGACUGGCCUUCUUCUACUGUGCUAGUGCCCUUUCGGGUGCGUUCUCCGGUCUCCUAGCUGCCGCGAUCGCCCAAAUGGACGGAGUCGGUGGGCACGAGGGGUGGAGAUGGAUUUUCAUUCUGGAGGGUAUAGCCACCGUUGUUCUCGGCGGUGCAUGCUUCUUCCUGCUGAUCGACUCCCCGCGGCUGUCGGGCCGAUGGUUGGAUCCCGACGAGAUAAGAUACCUCGAACUGCAACUCUUCAUCAAAGAAGGCGGGAACCUCAGAGACGAGCAGGAUGCCCAGAAGAAGCCCCAAAUAUGGAAGGACCUUGUUGCGGUUCUAAUGAACUGGAGGCUCUAUGCUCUUUCAUACGUUCUUCUGUGCCAGGCGGCAGUUGCUUAUGGAAACAAGUUCACGCUCCCGAGCAUCACGAAAGCCAUGGGAUACACAAACACGAACGCGCAGCUGAUGACCGUCCCGCCCUACAUUGCAGGCGCUAUCUCGGCUGUCGCAUUUGCGCGUCUGUCUGACAAGUUCUACUGGCGGAUGCCGUUUAUCGCGAUCCCGCUCGUAAUGGUGACUGUGGCUUAUAGCAUCAUUGUUUCGCUCCAUGGACAGUUAGAGCAGAAUGUCGGAGCCGCGUUAUUUGCUGUCAUUCUCGCCUGUGCUGGUUUCUAUCCGAUACAUCCGGCCACCACGUCGUGGAUCUCGAAUAACCUGACGCCGUCGAAUCGCCGCGCGAUCGGCUCGGCUUUCUGCAUUUGCAUUGGCAACAUUGGUGGUAUUAUUGGGAGCUACAUGUAUCUCGAAGAAGAGAGCCCGGAGUAUUAUACUGGCUUCGGGCUUUCUUUAGCUUUGGGUGGGACCGGAUUGAUUCUUGUCAUUCUCUUGGAGCUGUCAUUCUUCAUGGGGAAUAAGAAGAAGGGGAAGGUUUCUGAGCAGGAGGUCAGGGAGAAGUAUACCGAUCAUCAGUUAUUGGAGAUGGGGGAGAAGUCGCCUCUAUUCAAGUAUACUCUUUGA
Aspergillus terreus NIH2624 is the source of this 1581-nucleotide messenger RNA. RefSeq lists its product as uncharacterized. Gene Ontology annotation, cellular component: membrane. The transcript is spliced from 5 exons. The coding region runs from base 1 to 1581 and encodes 526 amino acids. The record is from RefSeq and is a predicted model, not a curated record. Gene Ontology annotation, biological process: transmembrane transport. Lineage: Eukaryota; Fungi; Ascomycota; Eurotiomycetes; Eurotiales; Aspergillaceae. Gene Ontology annotation, molecular function: transmembrane transporter activity.